Molecule: messenger RNA, 1353 nt
Organism: Dermatophagoides pteronyssinus (European house dust mite)
Lineage: Eukaryota; Metazoa; Arthropoda; Arachnida; Sarcoptiformes; Pyroglyphidae
Product: sodium-dependent glucose transporter 1A-like
Biological process (GO): transmembrane transport
Molecular function (GO): D-glucose transmembrane transporter activity
Source: RefSeq, a predicted model, not a curated record
CCAAAUCGUUUGUUUUCAAUAUUAAUUUUACCUAAAAGAAAUAAUAAUAAUAAUAAUAAUGAAGAAAAUAAUAACGAAUACGACCAACAUAAUAUAUACUGUUCUAAUUUACAUCAAUUAUAUAUCAUUCGGCAUAACAUGUAAUGCAUUAUGGCCAGUGUUAAUAGAUCUAUCUUAUAUUUAUGAUGUAUCGAGUGAGACAUUAGAUUAUCUAGUUUCAUUUGCUGCAUUUGGUUAUACGAUUGGAUCAUUAACUGGUUUUAUUUACAAAUGGAUUAAUCGACAAUUAGUUAUAAUCGGUAUGGUAACAACAAUGGCUAUUCUGAUUGCAUAUACUCCAUAUUAUACAUCAAUUUAUCAACUAUUCAUAGCAACAUUGAUUAUUGGCAUUGGUUCAGGAUCAUGGGAAAGUUCAAAUACUGUUUGGUUAAUAGAGAUGUGGCCAGAACAUCAAGCAUCUGUUAUGCAAAUUCAACAAUUCAUGUAUGGAAUAGGAUCGAUAAUUAGUCCAUCAUUGUUGGCUCCAUUUGUACAUGGCAUAGCCAAUGAAACGGAAAUCAAUGUAGAAACUAGAAAAUCUUCAUUGAUUAUACCUUUUAUGUCUAUUGGUGCUUUGCAAAUAAUUGCACCAAUAAUCAUGUUCGGAAUGUUCUUUUUUAGACGAUAUGAAAAAACUAAUCGAUCGUCAUCGAUCACCAGUGAAUCAUCAAAAUCUGAUGAUGAAAGUGAAACUGAUUCUGAUGAUGAAAGUGAUUCAGCGCCAUAUAAGAUGAAAUAUCGUAAAAUAAAAUUAAUUUUAAUUGGACUUAUGUUAGCUGCAUAUAUGGGUGCCGAAAUGGCAUACAAUGAUUAUUCGGACACAAUGUUUCAGUAUUGGCAACCAGAUCGUUUAACAGCAACUCAAUCGGCCACUGUGAUGGCCUGUCUAUGUACAGGAUGCACAGUAGGCUGUUUAAUAACAGCAAUCAUAUCACUUCGAUUAAAACCGAAUAUAAUUAUAGCUUAUCAUUUAGCUAUUAUAAUCGGUGCCUUAUCAUUAUUAUAUGUAGGUAGACAUAAUACGAUUAUUAUUUAUAUAUCGAAUGCAAUGCUUGGUUAUGGAUUUUCAGCAGUAUGGCCCGGAAUUUUGGCAUUCACUGAACGUCAUCUUAAAAUGACCGAUCGUGCCAGUUCAUUUAUAUUUUUUUUUACCGAAUCAGCCGUAAUGUUUACACCUUUAUUAAUUGGCCAGUAUUUAACAACACAACCAUUGAUAUUGAUGCUAUUUGAAGCUAUUUAUAUGACUAUCAGUAUUAUUUUGUUCAUUAUAAUUUCUAUGUUAUUUUUGUUAACAUAAUAAUUUAUCGAUCCUUU